Molecule: messenger RNA, 1473 nt
Organism: Saccharomyces paradoxus
Lineage: Eukaryota; Fungi; Ascomycota; Saccharomycetes; Saccharomycetales; Saccharomycetaceae
Gene: GWT1
Product: glucosaminyl-phosphotidylinositol O-acyltransferase
Exons: 1
Coding region: 1-1473 (490 amino acids)
Biological process (GO): protein localization to plasma membrane; GPI anchor biosynthetic process
Cellular component (GO): endoplasmic reticulum; membrane
Molecular function (GO): glucosaminyl-phosphatidylinositol O-acyltransferase activity
Source: RefSeq, a predicted model, not a curated record
AUGUCGACUUUAAAACAGAGGAAAGAGGACUUUGUGACAGGGUUUAAUGGUGGUUCUAUAACAGAAAUUAACGCAGUGACAUCAACUGCUUUGGUAACUUACAUAUCAUGGAACUUGUUGAAAAAUUCCACCCUUAUACAUUCUGAGAAAUCCAACGUACAAUAUAUGAUUGAUUUUGCAUUGAAUUGGGUUGCUUUGCUUCUAUCGGUUACUAUAUAUGCUGGUGAUCCAUACCUUUUAAACACGCUAAUAUUGUUACCUUGUUUGCUCGCAUUCACCUAUGGAAAACUCAGCAGCUCCAACAAGCCUUCUAAUUCAACAUACAACAAAAAAAGAACAAACUCACAGGGGUUCCAGCUGGAAAAAAAGCCUUAUAUUACUGCCUAUCGUGGCGGGAUGCUUAUUCUGACCGCCAUUGCCAUAUUGGCUGUAGAUUUCCCCAUUUUUCCAAGAAGAUUUGCCAAGGUGGAAACUUGGGGAACAUCCUUGAUGGAUCUUGGUGUAGGGUCAUUCGUUUUCAGUAAUGGUAUUGUUUCUUCUAGGACGCUGUUGAAAAACCUAAGCCUGAAGAGUAAACCCAGCUUCGUAAGAAAUGCAUUUAAUGCUUUGAAAUCGGGAGGAACUCUAUUGUUCUUAGGCUUGCUAAGGUUAUUUUUUGUAAAAAAUCUGGAAUAUCAAGAACAUGUCACAGAAUAUGGGGUCCAUUGGAAUUUUUUUAUAACCUUAUCAUUGUUGCCACUCAUAUUGACCCUCAUUGAUCCCAUCACAAGAAUAAUUCCACGCUGCGCAAUUGCGAUAUUUAUUUCAUGUAUUUAUGAAUGGUUACUAUUAAAAGAUGAUCACACUUUAAACUUUUUAAUCUUGGCUGAUAGAAAUGGCUUCUUUAGUGCUAAUAGGGAAGGUAUCUGCUCAUUCUUAGGUUAUUGCUCGAUUUUCCUUUGGGGCCAAAAUACAGGAUUUUACUUGUUGGGAAAUAGACCAACUUUAAACAAUCUUUAUAAGCCUUCUACGCAAGACUUAGUUGUUGGAUCGAGGAAACCUUCGACUUGGGAUUAUUGGACUUCGGUGACCCCAUUAACUGGCCUCUGCAUAUGGAGUACAGUUUUUAUUGUUAUCAGCCAAUUGGUCUUUCACUGCCAUCCUUAUAAUGCUUCAAGAAGGUUUGCCAAUUUACCGUAUACUUUGUGGGUUAUUACUUAUAACUUGCUUUUUUUGACUGGAUACUGCUUAACCGACAAGAUCUUUAAUAAUUUUUCUGAAAAUUAUAAAGUUGCCGAAUCUUUGGAAUCAAUAAACGCCAAUGGAUUGUUUUUAUUUUUGUUAGCAAAUGUUUCCACUGGAUUGGUUAAUAUGUCUAUGGUAACAAUAGAUUCUUCAACUGUAAUAUCACUUUUGGUUUUACUGGCUUACUGUUCAUUCAUAGCUGUCGUGUCGAUUCUCUUAUAUAGAAGAAGAAUUUUCAUUAAACUAUAG